AUGGGAAUAUGCGUUCACACUAACAAGCAGGCAGUUGAACAUAGCAAUAUCAGCAUCGCCAUCUUCAGCACAGAUUAUGCUCGGUCAACGCGGUGUCUGCAGGAGCUCGCGCAAAUGUGGAAAUCCAGAGCGUUCAUCAUUCCCCUCUUUUAUCACGUCCAGCCAUUCCAGGUUCGAAUAGCAGAGAGCGAAAGCCAAGAAAGCAGCUAUGAAGAAGUAUUGAGCGAGCACUGCUCUACAGGCCAAUAUCCGUCAGAAACCAUGGAGGAGUGGAAACGGGCAUUGUGUCAUGUUUCCAGUCUUCCCGGGUGGACAUUAGACUCCAUAUCCUGCUUUGAAGGAGACCUGGUGAAACGCAUAGUCUCUGAUGUUACCAACACAUUGGAUAAAAUCCCCUUACACAACAUUGCAAAGCAUCCCGUUCAGCUUGACAAGAAGAUAAAAAAGGUCAUAAGUUUGCUGAAUCUACAGAACCAGGCCGAUGUGGUCACAGUCGGCAUUUGGGGAAUGGGUGGCUGUGGCAAAACAACCACUGCAAAGGCCGUGUACAACAAUAUAUUUCGAUGUUUCGAUUCUUGCUCUUUUCUAUCCGACGUUCGAAAAAUGCCCCACAAGCAAAUUCGAGAGCAGAUCAUCAGAGACACAAAUACGACAUGUGCACAGUUUUCGGCAUCGAAGCGAGCCCUGGUGGUUUUAGAUAAUAUUGAUGAUAGCAAGCAGAUGGAGUUGUUGACGUGCAAAAGUUGGGGCGGUCGAGGAAGCAGAAUGAUCGUAACAACGCGCGAUAAGCACGUAUUAAACCUGGCACAGAUAGACGUGGUUUACAAGAUGGAAGGACUGGAGUAUGAGGAAGCUCUGCGUUUGUUCUCUUGGCAUGCAUUUUUGAAGCCCGAGCCCGAUAAAAUAUAUAGAAAAGAGUCGAAAAGGAUUGUGAAGGCCUGUUGCGGUCUGCCCCUGGCAAUUGAAGCCGCAGGGAGAUCUCUUGCACGACAAAAAGGAGAGAAAAAGAUAUUUGUGGACAUCGCUUGCACUUUCAGUGGUAAAGAGGUAAUGCAGGGCAUCCGGUACUGGAAAAGAUUCAACUGGGAUGCGCAUACAGCCGUCACAAAUCUUGUGCUUAAAUCGCUUAUAAUGAUAGGCGAUGAUGAUGUAUUUAUGAUGCACGGCCUUCUUAGAGAUAUGGGAAAGGCGAUUAGAAAAGAAGAUAAUCCCUCACCUUUCUCUUUUACCUGUCUCCCUGUGUCGGUCCCUCGGUUCAAAUUGUACAUGAAAUUUAGUACUAAUAAAUUUACACGUCCAGCUGGGAGAUAUGUGCAGGAAGCGAUUCCUUUACUGGAUGCUGCUGAUUUUUUAAGCAAAACUGGAUUUACAACUUCAAACUUCGGUUUGAACAUCUUGUAG
Messenger RNA from Cryptomeria japonica (Japanese cedar), 1401 nucleotides. Its product is annotated as disease resistance protein RUN1-like. Gene Ontology annotation, molecular function: ADP binding. The transcript has 3 exons. Gene Ontology annotation, biological process: signal transduction; defense response. NCBI's taxonomy places the organism in Eukaryota, Viridiplantae, Streptophyta, Pinopsida, Cupressales, Cupressaceae. The coding region runs from base 1 to 1401 and encodes 466 amino acids. The record is from RefSeq and is a predicted model, not a curated record.